Messenger RNA from Caenorhabditis auriculariae, 1523 nucleotides. The record is from the annotation of a GenBank genome assembly. Lineage: Eukaryota; Metazoa; Nematoda; Chromadorea; Rhabditida; Rhabditidae.
AUGCGUUGGGUUAUCCUGCUGCUUCUUGUCAACUUUUCCGACGAGAGAAUUCAAAGAGGUUUGUUUAAGAUAGGGGUUUUUGAGUAACGGAAUAUGUGAUGUGAGCGCCCAAGUAAAUUUCUGGACCCUUCUAAAGAAUUUCUUCUCAAAACAACCAUUUUCUAGGAAUGACUUACAAGCGACGAUUGCCUUCAGCCUUCACGUUGGCUCGACUUCAGAAAAAGUACGACGAAGACUACGAAACCGAAAGUGGUGAGCGACAACUCGGCAAGAACGACGGUUCGUGUUCAUUUUGCGAAGAGAAAAAACCCAGCUUUUCAAUCUUUAAAUUUUUUUUCGACAUCUUGCACAGCCAAGAGUGCGAAAAAAAAAUGUCCCAGGGUCACCUGGCGCUUUUCACUUUUCUUCUGCCGCGACACGCUUCAGAUCAUUAUCGGGUCAACCGAAGAAAAACUCAAUAGCUAAUGAAAAUGAUCAAAAAACGAUGAAUAAUUCGUAAAAAAUUAAAUCUCAAAACUACAGUAAGCGGGUCGAGAAAACGGGACGACGUGGUCAGUGACGUUAAAUGUCUUCAGAGAUGCAACAAUCGCCUCAAUAUAGGGAUGGACAUGGUCAAUGUAAGUCUAGCAACUGUCUUUUCUCGAUUUUUUUAAAAUCUUUUUUAAAAUUUUUCUAUGAUGCUAAAAGACCUUCUCAGGCUCACAUGGCGUUCGGGAGCAUCGACGUGCCUUCCGUGGUCGACAGACGUGAUCUCGAACUUUUUUGCCUUUUGGACUAUCAACAUAGUCAGUGUAUAGACGAGUGUGGCUACUCGGUUCAGUUCAAUCUUCGCGAAUAUGUUUGCCGGAACAGAUUUCCAGAGGUGGGUCGGAGAAAACUUUACAACAUUAUUUACUGAAAAAUGGAAAAUAAUUAUUAAACUUCAUACUUCAUCAAAACUAUUCAUGAACAUAAACAAAUCUUUUUCUCGUGUGAAAAACUCAAAUAAUUUUCAACUUUUCUCAUAUUUUGCACUAUAUCUCCGUACUCAGAUGCUGAAACACUUGCCCUGCUACGCCCGUUCUUCGGGCUCUCUGAUCCGACAUUGUCGGCCGAGGUGCGGAGGCUACAAACCGUUGAUGCACACCGCCGAAGGAUACGCUAAACGGUGGAGCUUUCCGUCAACAAAUUAACAAUGUUAUCUGCAGGUGUCGACAGUUGCUAUGCGAUCACACCUGCGUUUCUUUCAUUUUGAAAAGAGUUAGUCUCCAUUCAAGUCGUUGAAAACCAGAAAAAAGAACAUCCUGACUUCAGAUAUGCCCGGAGGAACAGGGGGAAGCCGCAGCAAACUACUUGCUCGACUUUACAAGAUUACAGGUAAGAAACUUCCUGAUACUCCGGUUUUCAAGUAAUGACAGGUCGACUACUGGAUGCGAGAAUACUCGAAAGACCCAACAAAUACCAAAUCCUAUCCGACUUCUUGUGCACGACUACAAUGCGAUGAUUUCCGUCUCGCAAACUGUCGCCGGCAAAGACGCGGGUGA